AUGAAGUCAAUGUUCGAUUUAAAAAGACAAUUCCAUUACAGUGGCCACCAAAAAUUGUGUAAGUUAUUUCAUGAAGCUGAUAGUUAUUUUAAUGGUAAAGAUGUCGAUACGACGAAAAUUAACGAACACAAAACCAUCAAAAGUUAUUGUCGUAAUGAUAGUUGUACAACAAAUGAAGCUGGCAUUAAUGCUUUGGCCGCAUAUAUAAUUAAUAAAUUCAAAGAAUCAAUAAAACAACUUGAGCAUAAUGAUUAUGAUGAAUAUUUGUUGAUGUGGCUAAGUGAUAAAUUAUUUAAGAUGUACCACGAAAGCCAAGGCACAAAUAAAAGAAUAGCCUUUGUCUAUCGUAUUACUUUAAAUCAGGCUUAUGAAGAGUAUUUAGAGAAAUAUAAACAAAGAUGGGAUUUUUGGGGUCUUUUAAAUAUACAGCAGGGUUUGAAAGAAGCGAAUCUUAAGUAUAUGAGCGAAUUUUAUAAAUUACUUAAUAAUAUAUGUAAUACAAUUGUAGAUUAUAAAGAUAACGGUGCCGAAAGUAAGAAUCUUUCUAAAAAUUCUAUCGGUUGCCGUCGUCAAUAUAGAAUCCUUUAUAAUAACAUUUCUGAAUGCCAAUCAUAUCUUGAUUUAUUGAAUAAAUUAAAAGGAAUAUAUGAUGAUUUUAGAAGUCGUGCUAUUAAGAAUACUGAUUCAAAAAAUAAAUUAGCAACUAAUCUUAAAAAACUUACACCAGAAGAUGGAGACGAGUUGGAAGCGGUGCGUGGUUUUAAAUCAUAUGACUUCAAUCGUCCAAAAUGUAAAUUCCCCAAAAAAAAAAAAAAAAUAGACUCAUCAAAAAAAGCGAAAUCACCAGGACCCCAAGCAUCAAGUCAAGCAUCGGGCUCUGAAAAUAAAGGGAAUAUGGAGAGCACUAAACAAAGCGGGCAAAAAAAUGGAAGCGAUAUAUCAAAAGGUACAGAUGAUGGAACAGGAGAUCCAGGUAGUGCAUCAGGUGGGGGGCAAGAUAGUAAAGUAGGAGAUUCAGGCAGUGGAACAGAGGGUACAAGUGGUGAUGAAAGAAAUCCAAAUAGUGAAAACGAAAAAAAGAAUGGCGGAGCCAAAGAACCCGGCGAUCCAAGUGGUGGGAAAGGUAGUCAAGUAAAUGGAGAUGAUAGAGGAAAUAGUGAACCAGGUGGCGCAGAUACUGAAAAAAGUGGAGCAGAAAGUGGAUCCGCUGAUAAAGUUAGUGAAACAGGAGAUCCCAGUAAGGGAAAAGGUGAUUUAAAAGGUGGAACAGGUGAUGUAUCAGGUGGUGAACAAAUUGAUCAAGGAAGUUCAGAUGGUGGAACAAAAGAUACAAAGAGUGUACAAGGUGGUCAAAUAUCUAAUGAUAACCAAGGAGGUGCAAAUACCAGUCAACAAGGUACAAGUGGUGGAUCAGAUCAUGGUACAGGUAAUCAAGGAGCUUCAAUCCAUCAAGGAGGAGAUACAGGUGAUGAUAAAGGAAGCCAAGAAGGAUCAGACGGUGAUAAAGGAAGUACAGAUAAUAAUCCAUUAAAUGGAGGUGGUGAACAAGGUGGGCAAGAUGAUCAAAAAAGUCAAGAUGGAUCAAGAGAUUCAGAAUCUGGACCAGGUAGUGAACAAAAUCCCACACCUAAUGAUCCAUCACCCCCAAAAAAAGAUUCACCUCAAACUCCAAAAGCUCCACAAACUUCACAAAAUCCUAAGGAGCAAACUAACCCAGUUGAAUCGUCUCAGGAUCCAUCUGGAAAUAAAAAUUCUGAUAAAACCGAUCAACAAGAAGCUCAAAAGCCAGUAUCCAAUCCAGUGACUAAACAAGAAAAUCCAGGAACCGAAUUAAAAGGAAAUGGAAUAACAGGAAUAGAUGAUGGAUAUGUAUUAAAAAAAUACAAAAAAAUUGUAAUUUCAAUUAUAGUUAUUCUAAUACCCAUUACUUUAACAAUUCUGUACAAGUAUUUGUCAUUUGGGCGGAGAAAGGAAUUGAAGAAAAAAACAAACAUGAAAAAGGUUAUAAAUUCAAUUGGAGGAAAAAAACAAAUACAAAUAAUUAUAAAAUCAUCUAGUCGAAAAAAACAGACUAAAAAAUCUAUAAAUUCCGUUCAUAGGAAAAAACCUUCAUUAUUAAAUAUAUACAAGAUUAUGCAGGAUGAUCCUGUACCAUUUAUUAAUUUAUUUUUUUUAUUAAUUUUUUUUGUUUAUAAAAGAAAGCGCAAUUCCAUAGAAUUAUAA
Messenger RNA from Plasmodium vinckei vinckei, 2223 nucleotides. RefSeq names its product PIR protein CIR protein. The transcript is spliced from 3 exons. Bases 1 to 2223 code for a protein of 740 amino acids. The record is from RefSeq and is a predicted model, not a curated record. NCBI's taxonomy places the organism in Eukaryota, Apicomplexa, Aconoidasida, Haemosporida, Plasmodiidae.